Penicillium cataractarum is the source of this 906-nucleotide messenger RNA. Its product is annotated as class II aldolase/adducin domain protein. Lineage: Eukaryota; Fungi; Ascomycota; Eurotiomycetes; Eurotiales; Aspergillaceae. The transcript has 5 exons. The coding region runs from base 1 to 906 and encodes 301 amino acids. Gene Ontology annotation, molecular function: actin filament binding. Gene Ontology annotation, cellular component: cytoskeleton. The record is from RefSeq and is a predicted model, not a curated record.
AUGUCGAUAUCUACAGUAACUACCCAGCAGACACAGCGAUCUUUUCUCCUGGCUGGCGAGGAGCAGAUCAAGUCAGCGGCCAACGACACUCAAUUCCAGUCUGUGGCUCGUGGUAAUCGCAAUGGAACCCUGAAGCUACGCGGUAUUCCUACCUUCACAGACCCGCUUGAGAAGCGCAAAUGGAUGAAGGAACACAUGGCCGCUGCAUUCCGUUACUUCGGCAAGAUGGGAUACGCCGAGGGUGUAUCUGGACACAUCUCUAUGCGAGACCCCGUUCUGAAGGAUCACUUCUGGAUGAACCCCUUUGCCAAGCACUUUUCGACCAUCAAGGCCUCUGACUUGGUCCUGGUUGAUAGUGAUGGUUAUGUUACCGAGGGAGGUGCUCAAUUGCCCAUCAAUGAGGCUGGCUUCAUGAUCCAUUCUGAGAUCCACAAGGCUCGUCCGGAUGUCAUUGCCGCGGCGCAUACUCAUGGUGUUUAUGGCAAGACAUGGAGUGCCUUUGGAAAGCCGAUUGAGAUGCUGACACAAGAUGCUUGCAACUUUUAUGGCCGCCUAGGCGUAUAUGAUGACCACGGUGGUGUUGCUCUCUCUCAAGAGGAAGGAAAGCAGAUCGCUGAGGCCCUCGGCAAGGAUAACAUUGCAUGCAUUCUCCGGAAUCACGGUCUUCUUACUGUCGGACGAACGGUCGACGAGGCUGCCAUUCUUUAUUCCAUGCUGGAUAAUGCUUGCCACUCCCAGCUUCUUGCCGAGGCUGCUGCUGCAAAUGGUAUUCCCAAGCGUGUUAUCAACAACGAGGUUGCCCAAUACACUGCCGAUUUUGCUCAGAACGCCCACAACCUGUACACCGAGUUCCAGCCUGAAUUUGACUUGGUAGUGGAGGAGAGCAACGGACGGGUCUUUCAAUGA